UCAACUUCACUUCACUCGCAUCGUCUGUCAGCGAGAAUCACGGCAGAGACAGCAGUUAUUGAUAUUUCCCGUCGGCUAUUUAUCUUCCUAGCUCGUGGCAUUUCCAGCCGAUACUAUUGGAUUGGACGCCUUACAUUACAUAUGCGCGAAGUAGCCAACAUUAGGUCUCGUGGAGCCAGUUAGGGUGAUCGUAACCUUAUUUUCAUUCUUCGCUUGUAGAGCCAGCGACUUGACAGAGAUGGUUGGCAAAUCUAGCAUAUGUACCAGAGAUCUUAGGAAGGGGUAAAUCAACCUUACCGCAUUUGAAUCCAAGCGCGUCGCUUUGUUAGUAGAGUGUCACUCAGUUCGGCUGAUAAUUUGAUUUUGAAACGCUCACAACCUACGAUGAAACCCUCAGACGAUUGGCGGCAAUCUUGGCAGGCGCUUAUCAAGUGCGAUCCCGGUGACUGCUGACCCAACGCAAGAGUUAAGUGUUCAUAACAAGGAGAAUAAAGCCUUAGCUCUUCCAACUUCUCGAGUUGGUGUUUCUGGAGCAUUUUUUCAUUUCCUUGGUUGAGUUCCCCUCCGUUACCAUCACCGAAGGGUUUCAGUAACUUCGUCAAACGCGCCGCCAUCUGCCGCGAUGGGCGCGCAGCAGUCCGCGCAUCAUGGCCGCGGAGGCGUCAAGCUCCGCCGCCGCACGAGCGGAAUGGGCGGAAUGACUCCGCACGAGCUGCAGGCGGCGGGGACCGACAUUUCGCACGCCGUCGCGCAGAACCAGGUGCUGCAGCAGCAGCGCGCCGAGCACCAGCAGCGCGUUGCGCAACAGCAGCAGGUGUCCCCGCAGGUGAAGGCACUGGCGCAGGCGCAGGCGCAGGGGCAACCGCAAUCCCCGGGCACGCAGCACUCACCAGGCGGGGGCCCAGUUGGCGGGAUCGGCGCGGGUGGCGGCGGAGUGGGGGGCGCCGGCGCGGGUGUGCCCCCGCGGGACUUUUCCGCAGGUUCGGAGUCGCGGCGCCGAACCAAGGUGUCAGCUUUGGAGGUGCCGCCGUGGGAGAUCGUGGCGCAUCUGACGGAGAGCGACUGGAUCGCGCUGAAGGCGUGGAUCGAGGCGGGAUGGAGAUGCCGCAAGUGCGGCCAUCUGAGAGACGACGGCGCGGACCACCCCAAGACCCUGGCGCUGCUGCACCGCUGCGGCAUCGUCCCCCCCCACCACCCCCACACCCCCUCCCACGCGCUCUCCCAUGCCUCCUCUGCCCCCGGCUCCCCAAGCUCCGCCCAAUCCGGAGCUGCCAGGUGGCAGCAGCAGCAGCAGGGGAUGGGGCAGCAGGGAAUGGGGCAGGGGUCUGGGCAUUCCCCGUAUGGUGCUGUGGAGUAUUCUAAGCCGUCCCCUGACGGGCAGAUGGAGUUUUUAUCUGACCAUUCGGGGGGCAGGAGUUCUCGAGGGGGGUCGCCCGGCCACCCCAUGCUUCGCACCGCAACGGGCAGCAGGACCGCGUCUUAUAUGGGCUCGCCUGGGCGGCAGUUUGGGGGAGGGGCGGGGGGGAUGGGCGGGGAUAUGGGAGGGGGAAUAAUGGGAGGAGGGGGGGACGGGAGAAGCACGGGGCGAAUGAGCAGGUCGACCCACUAUGGGUCGGAUUACAGUGUGAGGGGCAUGGGGAAAGACAGCAUGGGAGGGGGCGGCGGAAUGGGCGAGGGGAUGGGCGGGGGAAUGGGCGGAGCAGGGGGGAUGGGUAUGGAUGCGUGCCCUAGACACCUGGCGCCCUCCCACCACCUCAUGAGCGGGGAAGGGCCCGUCAGCAGAAGCUUCCACGAGGGUUCCACAUGGGAGAUGCGGCGAGGUGGGGGAGGGGGGAUGGGACCCGGUGGCGGGAUGGGGGCGGACGGGGGAGGAAUGGGGGGAGUGGGGGGAGGGGGAGGGAUGGGUCCGCCCCCGUUGAUGCGCACUAUGAGCAUGUCCGAGGCGCUGCAGAGGAAGCUGCUGGCCGCUAUCACCCGCGCUCACCAAGUGUACUUCAUUGAUAAGGAGCCCAACGGCAGUCUGGUGUUUGACUACCUGCUGUCAGCGCUGCUGGAGGUCACCGAGUCCAGCUUUGGGUUCAUCUCCUCCGCUCUGCUCAAGGCGGACGGCACGCCAUACCUCAAGACCCACGCGAUGACAAACGUGGCAUGGACCAAGGAACUAAGGGCAUGGUACGCGGCCAACGCGCACAAGGGCCUGGUGUUCACCAACAUGAACACGCUGCAUGGCACGGUGGUGCUGUCGGGGCAGCAGGUGAUCUCCAACGACGCCAGGAACGACCCGCGUGCCAGAGGAGUGCCCCCGGGCCACCCCGUGAUCGAGAAGUUCAUGGGGAUUCCGCUCUACACAGGCACGGAACUUAUUGGCAUCUUUGGAGUGGCGAACCGCAUGCAGGGGUACGACGAGCAGCUGGUGAAGGAGAUCGAGCCGCUGACGAUGACGAUAGCACAGAUGAUCUACGCGGUCAAUGAGAGGAAGAGGAGGAAGGAGGCGGAGCUGCACCUGUCCAGCGUGGUGCAGGUGGCCAAGGAAGGAAUCAUGUCUCUGUCUCACAGCGGCCAUGUGACGUCAAUGAACCUCUCGGCGCGCCAGAUGUUUGGCUAUGCGCCCACGCCCGCCGACAGCACUGCUAGCAGCGCUGCGGGCGGCGGCAGCAUCAUCAGCCGCGACAGCAACAACGUCACUCCGCCCCCCAACCUGCAGUUCCAAGACCUCAUGGUCGAGAUCAACGGCCAGGGGGACUUCCUUGCCAGAGGUCUGGACGCGGCAAGUGGCAAGGUGCACAAGGGCAUCGGCAGGCGCAUGGACGGCAGCACGUUUCCCCUGGAGGUGUCGGUGUCCAAGGGCACGUACGACACUGUGUUCUAUGUGGCGGUGCUGCGAGACAUUUCUGAGCGACUGGAUGCUGAGAAGAAGCUCAAGGAGAGCGAGGAGCGGUGGCUGUACGCGUUGUCGGGCAGCGACGACGGCGUGUGGGACUGGAACGUGCGCGACAACACCAUGUUCUUCUCCGACCGCUGGAAGCAGAUGCUCGGCUACGAGCCUGGGGAUAUAGGCUCAACCCUAGACGAGUGGGACCGACUGCUGCACCCUGAAGAUAAAGAUCGAGCGUACGCGGAUCUGAAAGAGCAUCUAGACGGUGUCACGGCGCAGUUUGUGAACGAGCAACGGUUGAGAUGCAAGGACGGCAGCUACAGUUGGUUCCUCCACCGCGGCAAGGUGCUGAGCAAGACGGAGGACGGGGAACCGCUGCGGUUCGUGGGGACGCACACAGAUAUCACAGAGCGGAAGAUGUUCGAGCAGGGCAUGGUGCAGGCGAAAGAUGAGGCUGAACGGGCGUCUCAAGCUAAAGCAGAUUUCCUGGCAACCAUGUCCCAUGAGAUCCGGACCCCCAUGAAUGGAGUAGUCGGGAUGACAGCUCUCCUUCUCGACACGGACUUGACUCCCGAGCAGCGCGACCGCGUGAUCACGAUCCGGGAUUCGGGCGACAUGCUGCUGCAGAUCAUCAACGACAUCCUCGACUACUCCAAGAUCGAGUCCGGCAAGCUGGAGAUCGAGCAGACGCUCUUCAACGCCAUGCAGGCCGUGGAAAGAGUGGCCGAGCUGCUGAUUCAUAACGCUGAAUCCAAGGGAUUGGAGGUGGUCAUUGAGAUCGGCCCCGACACGCCUACUUUCCUGGUUGGGGACUCGGGACGGACGCUGCAGGUGCUCAUCAACCUCGUGUCCAACGCCAUCAAGUUCACUGAAAAGGGCCACGUCAUCUUCCGCCUCUCCUCCCACACCGCCCCUCCCCUCCCCUCCUCCUCUUCCUCGUCCUCUCCUUCACACCCUGCACUCCCAGCCCCCUCCUCCUCCUCUUCCACCAUCACCACCCUCACCACCACCACUAACAAUAGUGGGCCGAUGACGGCGCAGCAGUUCUGGGUGUGUCAGGUCAUCGACACCGGGAUAGGCAUUCCCAAGGAAAGGCUCGGCCGGCUCUUUACUAAGUUCUCUCAGGUCGAUGCAUCAACCACACGCAAGUUCGGAGGCACGGGACUGGGUCUUGCCAUAUCCAAGCAGCUGGUAGAGCUGAUGGGCGGCAGCAUCUCAGUGGAGAGCGAGUUCCACGUGGGGACCACGUUCACCGUGCACCUGCCAAUCAACUCGCACCACCCCGCGUACACGUCAGCGCUUUCCCUGUCCAUGUCAUCGCUGGCCAAUCAGAGCAGCAGCCUUGUCGUGUCUGAGUCAGCAAUCCCCCUCAGCCUCCCUUCCUCGUCCUCCACUGGGAGUGGUGCUGGGGGAGGGGGGGGAGCGGGAGGAGGGGAAGGGGGGAGAGGGGAGGGGAGGAGGUUGCCGUUGUCAACUGGCAGUAUCCCAUUGGCUACUGGGAGUGUGGCGGAUGAGCUGCUGAAUCUGAGACUGCUGAUUAUCUCUCCAGUGCAGGUCACAGCAUCAGCCAUAUCCAAGCAGCUGACAGCCUGGCACGUGCCGCACUCCCUGCUCCUUGCCACACCGGAAGAAGCCAUUCUCCAGCGCCUGCCAGCUGGCACUCUGCCACCUGCUCCCGCCGCCCGGCUGGCACCGCCUGUGCGGUGGAGGGAUGGGAGCGAGAGGGAGGGCGUGGCUGAGGACUAUGAUGCUGUUAUGGUUGACCUGAGUCAACGCCCAACCUUGGCUGACGCCAAUGUCAUUGAGGUGCUGGAGUGUCUGGGUAGGGACCGCGUGGGAGUUGUGCUGCUGCUGAAUCGCACUCAAGUGACAGAGAAGACAGAGGCGGAGCUGAGGGCGGUGAAGCACUGGCAGGAUCGUGCCCCGCCCGUGCUGCUGAACAAGCCCAUGGUUCGCCCCAAGGCUCUGAUGGAGGCGCUAGAGGCGGCCCUAAGGGCAACGCCAGGAGGGGAGAGCCUGCUGCAGUCAGGGGCGGGGGGAGGGGCAGCAAGGGGAGGGCGGGCAAGUGCGGCUAGUGUGAGGGCAGCUGGGGGCAAGCCCAGUGGGCCAAAGCUGAGUGGACGGAUCCUCUUGGCAGAAGACAAUGCAAUCAACCAGAAGGUGGCCAAGUCGAUGCUAGCCAUGCUGGGCGUGAGUGUGGAUCUGGCCAACAACGGCUUGGAGGCUGUCAACCUGUUUGAGAGAAACCAGUACAACCUUAUCCUCAUGGACUGCCAGAUGCCUGAGAUGGACGGAUGGACGGCCAGCAGCAAGAUUCGAGAGUUGGAGGCGUCUCGAGGGCAACCGCCAGUCACCAUCGUCGCACUGACGGCCAAUGCUCUUAAGGGCGAUCGGGAGCAAUGUCUUGCUGCUGGCAUGACAGACUACAUGUCCAAGCCUGUGAGCAAAGCAGCGCUGGAGAAGGUGCUUCGGCACUACCUUGUACCCGCUUGAUCCAUCAAGUUCUACCCUGUGCGGGCGUAAUUAACUGCAGCUCAACACCGUUUUACUGUACACUGCCAAAAGAAGCUUUGUUGUCUAUGUAUACGAGUUCAGUGGAAGGUCUCUCCCCUGCGGGAAUUGUCUAGCUAGUGGUCAAACGGUGUAUGCAACGCCUAAUAGCAUCCUUCAUGUCAAGUUUAGCCUGGCAGCUAGCAAGGCGCCAUGACCUGGUGCCACCUGUGCUCUGACUCCACAUCAGGUGUACCAAUAUGUCGAGAGAUCUCCAUGCUCGUCAUCACUUCGUUGGUGUCACUAAUUAUGAAGAUCCGGUUUUUUGUAAAGCACAUGUAU
Messenger RNA from Closterium sp. NIES-67, 5707 nucleotides. The record is from the annotation of a GenBank genome assembly. NCBI's taxonomy places the organism in Eukaryota, Viridiplantae, Streptophyta, Zygnematophyceae, Desmidiales, Closteriaceae.